AUGUUCUCAUUUUUGGCAAAGAAUCGCUUUGUCGUCAAUGGACUGCGAAACCUGAGCACGAAAGCUUCGCCGGGAACUGAGUUUUCGACUCCUCGUAUUCCCGACAAUGCCAAAUGCAUCAACAAAGUGAUUCUCCUUGGUCGAUGCACCAGUGAUGCCCAGUUGAAGCCAAUAAACAACACACACUAUACUAGUUUCAUCAUAGUUACUAAUGACAUUAGAAAGACGAAGAGCAACGAGAUAGUCAAGCGCUCGGAUUUUCAUAAAGUCUUUGUCUAUCAACCGUUCCUGGCCAAGAAAGCACACGAUCUGAUCACAAAAGGAACUCGAGUUUAUCUUGAAGGCAAGCUCAACUAUCGACGAGUGGAAAACACGUUUUUCUCCAAUGUCGUUGCUGAAAAACUAAUUUUUGUUUCGGGAACCAAUCAAAGUUACGCCGAAGGCGAUGAAGACUAUGCCGAAAUUGAGGAAGUCGACGAGACCUUCGUCGAGGAUGGCGGCUCAGAGAAAUCUCAAGUUCAGUCAAAUUAA
Molecule: messenger RNA, 531 nt
Organism: Rhagoletis zephyria (snowberry fruit fly)
Lineage: Eukaryota; Metazoa; Arthropoda; Insecta; Diptera; Tephritidae
Source: RefSeq, a predicted model, not a curated record